Messenger RNA from Cryptomeria japonica (Japanese cedar), 1812 nucleotides. RefSeq names its product single myb histone 3. The coding region runs from base 465 to 1307 and encodes 280 amino acids. The transcript has 6 exons. The record is from RefSeq and is a predicted model, not a curated record. Lineage: Eukaryota; Viridiplantae; Streptophyta; Pinopsida; Cupressales; Cupressaceae. Gene Ontology annotation, biological process: nucleosome assembly. Gene Ontology annotation, molecular function: double-stranded telomeric DNA binding. Gene Ontology annotation, cellular component: nucleosome.
UCCAAUGCAAAAUCCUUUUUAUCUGUCACCGCUAUUUUGAGUAGGGAAAAGAAAGUGUUCUGAAAUCGAGCUGCUUUGGAAGCGUCGCCAGAUUAGCGAUUGACAUCACUCCUCCAAUUUGGUGGCGGUGUUGAAUGAGUAUUCUUUUACUUUCUGUCCUUAUCAAAACCCAACUCUAAAACCCACUCACUAUCCAAAGGAGACAAAUUCGGACGUAAAACCCUCACUAAAAUACAGCAGAGGGGUGAUAUACACGACUGAGAGAGCAAGGAAACGAAAAACACACAUACACAAGCUAGCGAACCAGGUGGGUGGAGCUCAAACUCCACUCAUCGGCGGCCUCAAAGAUUUCAUUUUUCUUAUUAUGAAGAGGAGCUGUCGAGUUAGACCGCAAGGUUUUAGAAGAGAUUUUAGUUAGAUAUACAGAAAGGGCAUAUAUACAGUCUGCAUAUAUAUUGGUUUCGAUGGGUGCUCCAAAGCAGAAAUGGACUUCGGAAGAAGAGAGCGCAUUGAGAAAAGGUGUGGAGAAAUAUGGCGCGGGAAGAUGGAGGACUAUUCAAAAGGACCCCGAAUUUGGGCAGUGUUUAGCAGCUCGCUCUAAUGUAGACUUGAAGGAUAAAUGGCGCAAUAUGAGUGUAAGUGCCAGUGGUCAAGGAUCCAGGGAGAGGAUAAGGAUUCCCAAGAAAGCAAUUGCUGCUGUGCCUUUUCAGUCUUUGACACCUGAGGCUACUCCUGCACUUGCAAUAGAAGCAGCACCCUCAACAUCUACGGAUAAUCUUGUUUCCCGCAAGAUUUCAACAAAUGGAAGAACCCCUAUCCCAAGGUAUGAAGACAUGAUUGUAGAAGCCCUUACAGCAAUGCAAGAUCCAAAUGGCAACGAUGUUAUUACAAUUGCAAGUUACAUUGAGCAACGACAUGAGGUGCCCCAAAAUUUCAGGCGAUUAUUGAGUUCAAAGCUAAAGCGGUUGGCUACACAAGAUAAAAUUGUGAAGAUUCUUCAAAAUUACAAGCUCAAAUCCUCUAUAGCAGAUCUGAAACCUGCAAGUUUUGAAUCUACAAAUAUAUCUGAUAGUUCAUAUCAACACUCUAACAUUACAAGCGAGUUCAUGGAUGAUUCCAUAAAUGAAGCUUCCAUGGCUGCGGCACAGAAGAUGGCUGAGUCAGAGGAAAUGACGUACAUGGCAGGUGCAGCAGCACAAGAAGAAGAGUUUGCCUUGGGAGUGGCAGAUGAGUCCGAUAUGUUCUUUCAAGCUGCAUCUAUUGUAUUUGAGCAGUUCCUGCAGGAUGGUGUUGUUGAAGUUCGGUGAUAAUCUAUGGCUUGGAGGAAAGAUUCCAAACAAUAGAGCAUGUCAUUUUCAGCAGUGUAGGAAUCUAAUUUAUGUACAGAAUUUUGCACCCGGUUUGAGUUUGACCUCUAAAAUUGUAUUUUUGAGAAUACUUCAGAGCUAUGCUGUUGCAAGGUGUGAAUUGGCAACGCCCUUGCAUUGUUAUGCGUCCUACAUCAUUCUUUGAUGGAUUAACGCUUUGUUGAAAGGGUUUAUCCCUUGCCUUUUUGUUCUUAGUGGCAUGGUAUGUUAUCGCUCUUUUGAAUGUCAUAGUUGGAGCCGGAGGUAUAUUGACCACUUUUGAUGAUGACAGUAGAAGAGUUGUUUGUGAAUUACUACCACUUUUAGGGUUCAAGAAAGCUUUACAAGUACUUAAAAGCUUUGAACUAUUUUAUUGAGGUAAAGCUAGUUUUUUAGGAUACAGCCAAGCAAAACACUACAAGUUUGUCUUUAUAUCAACCUUAAUAUUAUUUAAAUUGGAUGCACA